AAAGCCCCACAGGAGCUUGACAGGCGAGAGAUCUGGUAUGGGUGUGACCCUCGGGAACAUGCUUAACAUGCUAAAUGCUGGUUCUUUAUAGUCUAAAUCUUGUCAAGUUAUUCAGUGAUAAUCAUAGUUUACACAUCUCUGAAAGUUUAACGCCUGAUGUAAAUGCAGUACUGUGACACCUUUCAUUCAGCACCUUCAGAUAUAAAUAUUUUAAUGUAUGUUCAAUGUGUGAGUCUUUGUUUUAGGUAAAAGGUUUAGUUUUUGGAGGAUUUCAGUUGCUGUUCUGCUCAGUGUCAUUGUUGGAAUAAUGAUAGCUGCAUCAUACCAACAGAAGUCUGUUUUCUCAAACUUUAGGCGUAAAUAUAAAGUAUAAAGUUGUUUGUGUUUAUAAUAUAAUUUCCGAGGACAACAGUUGCCCAAAUGAAAACCUAUCCCAUAUAGUGUGAAAGUGUGUUUCUAUCUGUAUUGUUUUCCAGAGUAAUAACAGUAACUAUAUUUCACCAAAUAUCAAAUUAACAAACACUGUUUAAUCAUAUAAUGGAAAAUUAGUUAAUUACAGUGCAGGUGCGAAAAAAGCAUCUGUUUUUCUCAGACAUGAAGUUAAUUUUUUUGUCACUGCUGGUUAUUAUUAGAAUUCCGGAUUCAAGAUCAGAGCAGUAUGAAGUCGUGGGACCUGCAGAUCCAGUAAUUGCUUUAGCUGGUGAAGAUGUGAUUCUGCCCUGUUCAGUUAAACCCAACAUCAGUGUUGUGGACAUGAGAGUGGAGUGGUUUAGAUCUGAUCUGAAAGACUCACAACUAGUGCAUCUCUAUAAGGAUCAUGACGACAGAAACACAAAUCAGAGUCAAUCCUACAGAGGAAGAACAAAACUGAAUCAUGAAGAAUUACAGAGAGGAAACGCAUCACUCAAACUCUCAUCUGUCCAAAUCUCUGAUGAAGGACGUUAUAAGUGUUUAAUUCAGUCCAAAUCCUGGUCUGAUGAUGCUACUGUUGAUGUCAGUGUUGAAGCUGUAGGAAGUCCUCCAGUGAUCACUGUAGAUGGGUUUGAUCAAUCAGGAGGGCUUUGUCUACAAUGUGAAUCUGAAGGUUGGUAUCCUGAACCUGUUCUUGAGUGGCUGAACAGUGAAGGAGUACGUUUGAGUUCAGAAACUGCAGAGACACACAGAAAUGAAGAUGGAUUCGGUGUGAAACACACUGUCACUGUAUAUGAGAGAGACAGCAAGAUUCACUGCAGAGUCAGAUUGAAGCAUCACAUGCUGGAGACACUGAUUAUCACCACAAGUAAUAUGUUUAAUCUCUGGAGGACAUCAGUCAUCCUGAUUUCAGUAGCUGUUGUGCUCAGUGUGAAUGCUGGAAUACUGAUAGCUGUGUUUACUAAGAAUAACAGAAAAUUUGAUCAACGUUUACAAAAUCAGAAGAUGAUUAUAUUACAAGAGAUCACGCAUUUAAGAACACACACAGUGGAUGUGAUUCUGGAUGCUGAUACGGCUCAUCCACGUCUCAUCUUGUCUCUUGAUAGGAAACAAGUGAGUUAUGGAGAGACACAACUGGAAAGAGUGAAUGGAAAAAGAUUUAAUGAUUAUCUUGGUGUUCUUGGGAAGGAUGGAUUCUCCUCAGGGUGUUUUUACUAUGAGGUUCAGGUAAAGGGGCGAACUGAGUGGGAUUUAGGAGUGGCCAGAGCAUCUGUUAACAGGAUUGGCUUGACCGUUGUGAGUCCUAUGAUUGGAUAUUGGACUGUGAGUCUGAGAGAUGGAGAGUGCUGGGCUCGUAAGUCUCCACAUGUCUCUCUUCCUCUGAGUGUGAAUCCUCAGAGGGUCGGUGUGUUUGUGGAUUAUGAGAAGGGUCUUGUCUCUUUUUAUGAUGUGGAGGCUAUGUCUUUUAUGUAUUCUUUCACUAAUCAGUCUUUUGAUGAGAAACUCUAUCCAUUUGUUAGUUUGGGGUAUCUGAGGAAUGAAAACUCUACACCACUGAUUAUCUGUGAUGAUUACUUCUGAGAUCAGUGGCUGAGUUUGCAUGUUGAAGUAAGUGAAAUACAAGGAAAUACAAUAAUUGAAAGAGUUAUAACAAUACAUAUUAAAUAUUAUUUAGACUACAUGUUAAGGAUUUGGACAUUUGGAUAAUAAUGAAAAGCAUCAUAUAGAGCUUAUAAUACAGUGUUUUUUUUAUCCUGUUUUGGUUAUCAUUUGUUAUCACAUGUGUGUAUGAAUUUGUGAGUAAAAUAAUGGCGCCUGGGCUAGGUGAUACAUUUUCACUCAUAUCUCAGUCCAUUUUUUCCCAAAAAAA
Carassius carassius (crucian carp) is the source of this 2281-nucleotide messenger RNA. Its product is annotated as butyrophilin subfamily 1 member A1-like. The record is from RefSeq and is a predicted model, not a curated record. The transcript has 8 exons. The coding region runs from base 595 to 1992 and encodes 465 amino acids. NCBI's taxonomy places the organism in Eukaryota, Metazoa, Chordata, Actinopteri, Cypriniformes, Cyprinidae. Gene Ontology annotation, molecular function: protein binding.